CCAGUCAUGUCGACGAACUCGGACAACAAACUGUUUGAAUUCGCCCGGGAGGUGAACCAUUAUUGCGAACUGCGGCCAGACAGUGAACUCGCCAAGAUCAAGGUGGUGCCGUCCUACAUCCUCGUGGGCGACCAGUCAAGCGGCAAGACUUCGUUGCUGAGUCGACUUGCGCGUAUGCCUCUGGGCUACACGGCCAACAAAACCGGAACGCGGCGUCCCGUGGAGUACAAUUUAAUACACGAUCCCUCGAAGCGGGAGCCGGACAUCGAAGUGAACUCAAAGAAGGUGGCCGUUGAAGACUUCCUGAAAGUCAUGAUCGAAGAAAACGGCACGGAAGGGUUCAGAGACUCUGCUGUUUCUGUCAAGAUCCUGUGGAGAGACAUCCCAGAAUCUGUCAUUGUGGCAGACAUGCCAGGGAUGAAAGACGGCGACACGGCGCCAGAGAAUAUGAUCCUGAAAAGACUCCGCAAUGCGAAUGUCAUUCCGGUGGUGAUUUUGGAGCCGAAAGAUUUCGACUCGAAGCAUUUCGCUUUCGACUUGCUGAAACGUGCCGGCCGAAGUUAUAGCGACAUCAUUGCGGUUGUCAACAAGUGCGAUGAGAAGAUGGCUGAAAAGGGUCAAUGGUCAAAUCAAUCUGAUUGGACUGACUUUUGGGAAACUGCCAACAAGAAGGGCUUCAAAAAGAUUUGCAUCACUGGAUGGCCUUGCAUCAACAGCGAUCGCAACAACCCAGAUCUGGAGAAACAGAAGCGAGCACUUGGCGAAUCCUGCGAGCAGGAAAACAAUUUGAUCCAAGAGUGGAAACGUCGUGUCAAUGUAUGUGCUGAAGCCUUGGAGUGCGUUGGUUUGGAGAAGUUCCGACAGAUGCUGCACCGCGAUCAGAGCGCCCGCUUGGGUGAACUCUGCAGCCGUAGUUUGCCGCUCAUCCGUCGGGAGAAUGCAGAAAUUGCCGUGAAACUGCAAGAGCUAAGGAGCAAAUCGAAAGACUCUUUGAAGAGGUCGCUGUCCAACAUCAUGCACGAGUGGGCACAUGAGGUUGCUCAACUGUUGGAUGGCAAGGUGGAUGUCCAUGACUUCUUGGAGUCUUCUUCCACCGCAAGUGAUGAUGUUCAGUGGCUAUCUUCGCAUGGAGCGCACCGAUAUGAUCUCUUGCCCAGCUAUUCUUUGCAUCGCCCCUGCACGCAAAGUCUGUUGGAGGGCGUGAGCACGAGCUCCUUUUUCACUAUCUCUGAGGAUUCUGAUGGAGAUGGUUUGCCAGACCACGCCAGCUGGAUUACGGCGGUCUCCUCUUGCAUCUUUGGUGCGGAGGCAAAAUUGGUUGGAAAGGCAGCAUUCGAACGGAUUUUGGACGUGGUCUUCACCGCGUCUUUGUGCCGCAUUUUUCAGCAUGUUCUGAUGGAGUUUGACGCCAAGUUUAUCAACAACAUCCUGGCCGAGAACUCUCAGGACAGUGGCAACAAGGUGAUUCAGCAAUUUGUCAAGCGGGUUCUCACUCGAUCCUUGCACCCGAUGAUCGAUGUGAUGAGCCUGUUGAUUUGGAAACACGUGGAGAUUUGCUUCACACUGGCAAACAAGCCGUGGUCGAAAGAUGCUGACAACCUCAAGGAUGUCGGUUUGCGUCAUCAUUUUGAUUCAUCUGCCGAGCUCUAUGCACAUGCCCUGGUCAAGAUCUUGAAUCAGGAGCUUCAUGAAAGAUUGGAAGAGCAUGGAGAGUUGUUGCAAGCCAGAUGCCGCGGUGGAAAGAGCAACUGUUCCAUUGCAAACAACUUCUCCGGCAACACCUUUCCUGAUGCAGAGGAUCACUCCAAGUACAUUGAUUUGUCUGAAGCCGAUUUCUGUGAUGCCGCCUCCGGCUUUCUGCAGAUCGGCAUAGAUGUCCUCGAAAAGGCCAGCGACAAAUGUCGGCGAAACGUCCGCUUCUACGAGAUACUGCAACUGGCAGCAGUGCAAAUGAAGUCCAAGCAGGGCAAGACGCAUGACUUGAAUCCGAAGGAAAUAUUCCGUAGCCAAAGUCAAAUUGAUGCAAUUUCAGCCGUCGAGGUGCAGAAGAUGCGGUCGACUGUCUUGCAGAUGACUUCUGGCAAAACGAUCAACAUCGAACUGGAAGUGCAAGAUGCGUCAGGCUCCUGGCCGAAGGAACGCGACUUUGAGGAGACUCCAAACGAACUUGUGGACACACUGAUCCACAAACGGUCUGAUGAAAAGAUCCUCAACGGACUUUUGAAGCCAGAGGCACUUUGCUGUUUGGUGGCUCUGAAUGACCCAAAGGAGGGAAAGUGGUUGACCUGCAGCAAAGUGCCCAAGUCGGGGAAUCGACAAUGGUCUAUGACAGGAGGCAGAAACCAAACGCAGUGUCCUGAAGGGAGCUAUCGGGUGGAACUGACUGCGCAGGCAAAAGACCAAAUGGAUCCAGAUCUGGACAAGUUGGUUACGAUUGACAUUCUCUGCAGAAAGGUGAAGGUGACCAUCAAAUCGGUCAGCUUGCGUACUGACAGGGUUCCUGAAACCAGUGCAGACUCCGGAAGUUCCGAGAGUCAGAGUGACCGUGAGGAUUCUGGGGAGGUCAAAACUGGCGCAACUGAAGUGAUGAAGACGGCGAUGAUUUUGGUGAAACAUAUGAACAGUAAGUUCAAGCCUCUGCAGGGAUUUGCGGCCUCGGGACUGCGCAUGGACUUCAGAAAGCUGAUGGUGGAUUUGAGUUGCGAGUUGGUGGAGCAGACCGUCAGCUUCAGGGAGCUUCUCGAAAAGAGAUUGGAGAAGCUGAAGCUCACCGCAAAGAAAAAAAUUGGGCCAUGAGAUGACCACAACAGAUUCAGCUGAACAGGUGCUAAACACGAUCUGCAAAGGCAACAAGAAGCAGGUCAGAAAGCUAGAGAACUACGAAAGAAUCCUGCGGACGGCGCUGGACCUUCUCGUGACUCCGAACGAUGGUGAGUCCGACACUGACUGAACGUUGAAGAAGGGCAGUGCAUUGAGUACAAGGUUCUUUUCGGCUGCAGGUACGACAUGGG
Cladocopium goreaui is the source of this 3011-nucleotide messenger RNA. The record is from the annotation of a GenBank genome assembly. NCBI's taxonomy places the organism in Eukaryota, Dinophyceae, Suessiales, Symbiodiniaceae.